This is a messenger RNA of Eurypyga helias (sunbittern), 1865 nucleotides long. Its product is annotated as inactive serine protease PAMR1-like. Gene Ontology annotation, molecular function: serine-type endopeptidase activity; calcium ion binding. Gene Ontology annotation, biological process: proteolysis. The record is from RefSeq and is a predicted model, not a curated record. The annotation marks the transcript as partial. Lineage: Eukaryota; Metazoa; Chordata; Aves; Eurypygiformes; Eurypygidae. The transcript is spliced from 7 exons.
CUUGCUCUUCAUCUCCAUGUCUUCAUGAUGGAACAUGCAUUCUAGACAAAAGUGGGACGUACAAAUGUGCCUGUCUGGCUGGCUACACAGGGAAUCGCUGUGAAAACUUGGUGAUGUGUAGGACUCCAGGUGCUCCCGCUCAUGGUAUUGUGGAAGGAGAUGACUUUAAAUACGGGGCCCAGGUUUACUUCAAGUGCAACGCAGGUUACAGCUUAAAAGGCAGCCAUGUUGCCUACUGUCAGCUUGAUGGGAUUUGGUCAACACAUCAUCCUGAAUGUGUUCUAGGUGAAAAAAACUGCUCAGACCCUGGUGGCCCACUCAAUGGCUACAGAAGAGUAGUAGAAGACACUGGGCUUUUGAACGGACGCUACGCAAGAAUUGGCACAGUCAUUGCUUUCUUUUGUAACAACUCCUAUGUUCUUAGUGGGAAUGAACAGAGGACUUGCCAAGAGGAUGGAGAAUGGUCAGGGAAGCAGCCAAUCUGCAUAAAAGCCUGCAGAGAGCCAAAGAUCUCUGACCUGGUGAGACAGAAAGUGCUUCCAAUGCAGGUUCAGUCAAGGGAAACACCUUUGCAUCAACUUUACUCAUCUGCAUUCAGCAAGCAAAAGCUUGAAAUCUACCCAACCAAGAAGCCAGCACUGCCCUUUGGAGACCUGCCCCCGGGGUACCAGCACCUGCACACUCAGCUUCAGUACGAGUGCAUUUCUCCCUUCUACCGCCGCCUGGGGAGCAGCAGGAGGACUUGUCUGAAGACAGGAAAAUGGAGUGGGAGAGCCCCUGUGUGUACUCCAAUCUGUGGAAAAGCAGAAAACAUCACCCUUCAGAAGACAGUGACUUCUACCAGGUGGCCCUGGCAAGCAGCAAUCUAUCGGACAGCCAAUGGGGUGAAGGAGAACAGUCUCCGGAAAGGGACUUGGAUCCUUAUCUGUAGCGGGGCCUUGGUGAACGAGCGCACCGUGGUGGUGGCAGCUCACUGCGUCACUGAUCUGGGCAAGACCAUCGUGCUCAAGACAGCAGAGCUGAAGGUGGUUCUGGGGAAAUUCUACAGAGAUGAUGACAGGGAUGAAAAGACCAUCCAGAACCUACGGAUUUCUGCCAUCAUAGUGCAUCCCAAUUAUGACCCUAUAUUACUUGAUUCUGACAUAGCUAUCAUAAAACUCUUGGACAAAGCCAGAAUCAGCAGUCGUGUUCAACCCAUUUGCUUGUCAUCUUCUCAUGACUUGACUUCAUCCACAGAAGAUUUAAAAAUAAUGGUUACUGGCUGGAAGGUAUUGGCUGACAUCAAUGAUCCCGGAUACAAGAAUGACACGAUCCGCAUGGGAGCUGUUCGGAUGGUGGAUUCACUGUUGUGCGAGCAACAGUAUGAGGAUAAUGGGAUACAAGUCAGCAUCACUGACAGCAUGUUCUGUGCUAAACAAGACCACACGGCCUUUUCUAAUAUCUGCCCUGCUGAGACUGGUGGGAUCGCAGCCAUAACUUUGCCAGGAAAAGCAUCUCCUGAGCUGAGGUGGCACCUGAUGGGAUUAGUGAGCUGGGGUUAUGAUAAAACUUGCAACCUAGAACUCUACAGUGGCUUCACCAAAGCUCUUCCCUUCAAAGACUGGAUUGAGAAGAACCUGAAAUAAAAAGCUGUGUCUGGAAACGGCAUUUUAAAACUAUCAUAGUAUCUCUCAGUCUCUGCUGCUUUAGGCUUCUCAUCCCAGUGAUGAGCCACGUCUUGGAUGAGGUUAAGGCAGACAGCCUGGUAAUUUGUCCUAGGAGCAGAUGUUCCAUCAGGCUACUUUUACUUAACCCAUGACAGAGGGUCUUAGUGCAUGAGAAGUCUUGCCGUAUUUCGCCUGUCUCCCCCCGGUAGGUGGACGAUG